Messenger RNA from Vollenhovia emeryi, 11784 nucleotides. RefSeq lists its product as uncharacterized. Gene Ontology annotation, cellular component: external side of plasma membrane; signaling receptor complex. The transcript has 15 exons. Gene Ontology annotation, molecular function: signaling receptor activity. The coding region runs from base 79 to 2526 and encodes 815 amino acids. Lineage: Eukaryota; Metazoa; Arthropoda; Insecta; Hymenoptera; Formicidae. Gene Ontology annotation, biological process: nervous system development. The record is from RefSeq and is a predicted model, not a curated record.
AAUUCCCCUUUUAUUUUUUCCACCCCCACUCGUAACGCCGGGUUUUAAUCUUGCCCGCCGCGCUGCGGCGCGAGAAAAAUGUUACGGGUGCAUUCUUUAUGUGCUGACUGGCGUUUUAAUAUGUACGGCGUCGAUCUUGUUUCAGGAUCCGGGAUCAAGGUGCCGAUGGCCAUUCUGAAUUGCCUCUACGCCCGCCAAUUGUGCUACGAGGAUCCGUCGUGCAGCGCCAUUUUGGAGAUUAUACCAAGAGUCUGCGGUCCGGAAUUGGUGGCGUGCUCGACGGUGACGGUGAAAAAGUGUCAGGCGGCACUGAAAACCCUGCAGGCUUUCACUUUCUUCCGACCGACGUGCCUCUGCAGGGAACCGCAUGUCGAUCCGGACUGCAACAGCUUCCAGAACUUCCUGUUCGAUCAUCCGUGCGACUACGUGGAAUGGAAAGACAAAGAUCCAUAUCCGAUAGACGCAUUGCCGACGUGCAAUCAUGCGCUUAAUCUCUGUCUACGUGGGAAACCUUGCAGUCAGAUCUUCAAGGAUUUCAAAACCAACUGCAAGAUUCAAGAAGGCCAGUGCAAAAUGGAGAACCGGGACGCUUGUCAUGAUUCGUGGACGCAACUGCGACUAUCGCCAAUGUUCGGCUGCAUAUGUCCGAAUAAUCAUAUCAAGCGGCGAUGUGACAAGAUCUUCUCGACGGUGAACCACAAUCCCUGCGUUGUGAAGGUCAUCGCCCAUCCGGAUAAUUCCACCAGCUUCGAGGUAAUUGAGUCGCAGCUGGAAAAUCCGUUGAUCGAUGCCAAGCAUCGGGAUCUGCUCAACAUGAAGCAGAUCCCCAUUCCGGGUGGCCAUCAUCAUCGCAGUCAUCACAAGAGGAACCUAACGGAUGAUUUUGAACAGGCGGGCAUGGAACCACCGUCCUCCACGUCGGACAUCGACAAGAUCCAACAACCGGUGAAACUGAUCCUGUCCAGCACGUGCCACCACGCUUACACGUCCUGCAAAAACGAUCCGGAAUGCAAGAAUCUGCUGGAGCCCGUUCUGAAUCACUGCGACUCAACAACCUGCGCGAGGAACGAGUGCAUGGAGGCGUUGCAGCACUUCUACAAGACCGCCAAUCACAAGCAUUCCGUGGAAAUUGCCUUCUGCCUCUGCAGGAAAACGGACAGCAAAAAGGACGAAUGUAUAGUGGCGCAAGAGAAAAUGCAUCCAACCUGCGCGCAGCGCAUAGACGGCGCCGAAAUGCCAACGUGUCACAGCCUGGCCGAGACUUGCAAAGAGAACAGGAGCUGCAGACUUAGGCUGGAGUAUUACGAACAGAGUUGCGCGGUCGACAGCGUAACGAAGAAAUGUGCCGGGCCAACCUCCGAGUGUAGAAAAGCGAUGCUGGGCAUCCUGGGCACUGAACUUCAUACCAAUUGCGCUUGUAAGGGCACCGAGCUCAACCAGCUCUACGGCUGUCUAGGUUGGCAGCGGCUUCUGUGGGUGAAUCCUUGCGUAGUGGAGUCGCAGAAGGACUAUCACGCGCGCAGGAAACACCAUCAUACGCGAACGACGACAGCGAAGACGACGACAACGACGGCGGCCGUCGCGACGACGACGAGGUCGCCGGCGAGCACGACGGCGACCACCGCGGUCGAACAAGUGGAAGAUAAUCAAAUACCGGAAGUGACGAGGUGGCCGACCACCGAACCCACGGAAACUUGGGAAAUCACAACCACCACUAUAAGCACCACUCCGAGCACCACCACAACCACCACGCCGACACCACGCUACUGCGUGGUUCAAAGGCCGAGACACAGUCAGCAAUACAUAAGAGAAGGCAAGGGCAAAAGGCUUUAUCGCGAGGACGAGCCCGAAUGCUCGGAACUCUGCCACUGCGGCGAGGGCGAGCAACUCGUUUGCAACACCAUCUGCGUCGAAUUGUCACCCUGCAAGACGGAUUUCGCUUACUACAACCAUGAAGCGCCGGCCUACCAGGCGCACCGAGGUCCUUGCCUCUGCUAUAGCGGCGGCUUUAUAUGCAUGCGGCCUUCACCAGACACAUAUAGUAUACCGCACGGGGUUUUCAUGUUCCUGGGGUACAGUGAGAAGGACGAGACCUUAUUGAAGCGGCACAACAAUGUGACCGUGCUGGACGCGGUGUCGUCUCUCGACAAUUUCAUGAGAGAGGAAGUCAAUAAUCAGACAGUAUGCACGCUCUUCCUGUACAACGCGACCCGAGAAAACGUGAUUGCGGUGGCACGACUCGGGACCGACAAUCCACCCUUAAAUAGCAGCCAGGCUCAAAGUCUGCAGCACCUGCUGCGCGUCAAGGAGGAGUGCGCGUCGAUGAUGCAAGAUCUCAGCGACAAGAUCAACAAUAAACACCACGAGGUGCACAUGCAUCCGCUGCUCUCGAUCUUCAAGAUGGCCGAGGUUGAAGUGAAGAUGCCGUACAGCAACGAGGCGGCGAUUUCCAGAUUGUCGCCGGCGCUCCUCGUCGUUCUGUUCGCAAUCGGUCUCUUCGGGUCGACAUGUCUCUUCGGUUCGUGACAGGGACAUGAAGACACGACGAGGAGUCCAUAUCGAGUGUCCCCCUCGCGGGGGAUCGCCACGUGUCGCGUGGUAGCAACGGUUCCGACUGCGGGAUCCACCCGGGCGAGAGAGGACUCGUGGCCUUGAAGGGCGCAGAUCAACGAAGGGAAGAAAUCCCCGCCUUCCCCUCGAUCGCCUGUGCGGAUCGACAGAUCGCAGGGCUCGAUCGGCGGUUCCGCACAGCGAUCCCCACACGCUCCCGCCGAUCGCGGAUCGCUCACCGCGCCGUUGAAGCUAUUACUAAAUUAUAUAUUGAUAUUUAAUGGUAUUUUUGUUACACACUGCACCUCGACAGAGCGCCCUCGAGCCUUGUCCUUAACUCUUCGACCGUCACGGCUCAUACGGAUUUCGGACUUAACCUUGGAACAUGCGAUGAUUACUACAAUUAACAUGAAUGCGGUAGGCAAAAAUUAUUUUUCUUCCGAGAUAAAAUCCUAAGCGGGGAAAAAUAUGCUCUUAUUGAGAAUAAAUGAAAUGUACAUAGGUAUAUAUUUUUUAUUUCGAUCGUUCAUUUUUACGAUAAAUAUAAAAGUUAUUAAGGCACCGAUGAAGAAUAUAGCACAUCUUUAAACUGCACUGAGAUUACCGAUUUCGGGGGAUUACCUAGUUUUAUUUUCAGAACACUUAUUAUAGAGAAAAUGGCGAAUUCAAGCGUAACUUAAUGAAAUAUUCAUUGCACGUUUCAACAUUUUGAAAGCAUUUACUAUAGAUGCUAAUGUAUGUGAACAUGACAUCUGAAAAUAGUGUGCCUAACAGAAGAUACUGCAGUUGCACUGUAAUAAUACCUUCCAUAGAAAAACAGUGCUAUUGCACUACUCGGUACUCGAAGGGUUAGUGACGGAUGAUCGAUGAUGCCCUGGACGAUCGACGCCGCUUUGAGGUCGAGCUUGAUACGGAAAUGAGAUUGACACGGAAUACAUUUGUCAAAUGCGCGAAAUCAAGUAGAAAUCGUCGAUUUGUGUUUUCAUUUUACGCGCUCGACAAUUCCGCCGUCAAAAGUGUCUUGCGACGAGAUGGCCGCGCGAUCGACAUGCAACCGACGUAACUUGGACACGAGUUGCAUCGCAAGUUGACCAUUAACAAUCGUACGCGGUACUAACGAUGUUUGAUUACAUUAAUGAUUUACGGGCGAGUGAUUGGCGGAGAAUAAUUAAUGAUAUAUGGAAACAGAGAAAUAUUGAAAAACAAGUAAUCGAGAUUUUUACGUUCUAUCGAGAUUAAUCAAUAUAUAUAUAUAUAUAAAUUAUAUAUAUUCUAUAUAUAAUGUAUAUAUAAAAUUAAUGUUCUGAAUGCCCAAUCUCGUGUUGGCAGAUAAGAUUACAAUCAUUACUUAGAAAAGCGGAUAAUUAACACAAAGUCCGUGACUAGAUAGGAACGUUUUCUGUUGCAAAUUGUUGAAUAAAAAUAUAACAUAUAUACACACUCGAAGUGUUUUAUUUUUAAACGUUGAAACUCUUCGCACAAUUAUAAUAUUGUUGAUAUUAUAUUACAAUGUUAGUCCGAAAUGGAAACCAAACAAUUUGCAUUAAUUCGCGCUUUCGACGCGACAGCGGCAAUCUUGGCAAAAUUAAUCCAACAAACAAACAAAAAAGGUCAAGGAAGGACGUUAAAAGUCUCGCACUUUUUCGAAGUUGGCCUCAAGAGGCAUCCCGAAAUGUGAAGCUGAAACAGAACAUAGAAUCGAAUCGUCAAAGAUCGAGAGAGAAGGAGCGGAAAGCGGUGUGCGCGAUUCGCGAUCGUUCGGUACGAGAGUACGACGUGUGUGUAAUAAAUCGACCGUAAUGCGAGAGGCAGUCUGUAUAAAUGGCUAAGCACUAAUCUACUGUAUAAUUAACGGCCAAGCAGCGCAAACCUCCUCCCGUACUGGACCAUUAGGUGUUUGUUAAAGUUGAAAAUCUAAACCUAAAGCACGCGCGUCUAUGCGACGCGUCACGAGAGGCUCGAGUGUGUAGAUAAAUGUAGAUUGUUGAUAGCGACGUAAGCAUGGGGGAAAAAAAGUGUGUAAUAGAGGUAGCCCGGGGAAAUGCGAGUCGAGCGAGAAAAUCGAUCGUGGCCCGCUCGUUUUCAAGUUUCAAAGUCGUACCGAUGUAUACGAAGUAUCCCGAGUCGAUCUCGACAGACGGUCCUCGAAUUCUUUUCUUCCUCCCCUCUUUUCAUUUCCCUCAUUUUCAACCUGUACAUAUAUUCAAGCUGUAAAUACCCAAUCACCGUAGAAAUGUACGGGGUGCCUUAGAAAAUCUAAGUCCUGGAGAGGCAAGACGUCCAAUCAAAUCUUCGCUAAAUGGCCUCGGAACUAGAUAAUAUCGCGUACAUAGAUUUAGAGAAAUCGACACAAGUCCGACAAUCGAAUUUUCAGCUCAUUACGCAAUGAAACUGGUAGCGUUAAUCGAACCUUUUAUAAACGUGACCUUCUUUUUUUGCUUAUAACAAGAGGAGGGAACGACGUGUCUCUUCGUUAGACACGAGGUGCGCUCGAUGUAAGUGUACCUUUCUUCUCUUCGAUCGUUCCUAUUAUCCGUCAUACGUUCGUGUCAUCGAUUAUUUUAUUAGCCGACGGCGCCGAUAAGGGCGGCGCAUAUCAAUGCGAAACGGCGCGGCACCUCGCAUCGCGUCUCCGUAAUUACGGCGCGCAAUGUCAAUAGUUCGUGACUGUGGGAGGCACCCUGUAUAAACGGUCGAUUUGUCAGCCCGGAAGACGAGAAGGGGGAUACGAAGCGGAAAACUUGUAAACGGCGGCCGAACGCUUGACAUUUACAAAUUACUCAGAAAUUCACGAGCUAGAAUUAUUCAGCAGCCGGAGAAGUCCUCCCGCUGGCUCGAUCAUAAUCUCGAUACCGGCGAUUAAUAACCCUCGGGAUUCCCGAUAAUUAUCCCUCGCUGCGACAGACUCGCGUCACUACCCCACCCAUCUUUUCCAAACGAUACCGAAGCGUGGCGAGUUCAGCGUUUCAAGAAUCGGAGGCGAUAUUAUUUUGUUAGCAUCGAAUCUCGAUAAAGCCCCGUCAUUAAUUUAUUUCGAACGAAAAUGCUUUAAUUACGUUUUAUCUAAUGAAAUUCCUAAAUGUGUCGAGAUUCAAUUACCACGGAUCGCAAACGUAGAGUAGCUAAAUGUAAAUUUAAUGAUGAAAUGUCAAUGGCAAUUUUUUCUUCCUUUCUUCUUAAUUAUUUUUCAAUACAAGGUUAUCUAUGGCUUAAAUAUUUACGCUAUUCUUCACUCAUAAGGAAACGAUCAACUCGUUGCAAAAAAUGCAACAAAAGUAAGCGUAUCGUGUUAUCAAUAAAAUUUUCAAUCCCUUUUUCAAUUAUAUGCAAAAUGUAAAACUCAAAAUAUUUAUACUUUUUGUCCGAUUUUACAUUCUCUAUAAUUCGUUUAUUAAAUAUAUAUAACCGCCUCUUUGGUUCCAUUAUUUAAAAUAAAGUAAUAAUCGAUAAACGACGAGACUAAUUCCCGAAAUGUAUUGAUACAGAGAUAAAGAGUCGUUGAUGGAAAGGCGAAUAUAACGAUUCCACUUCCGUCGUCCUUGUGAUUCCUGCUAGCCGAAUAAAGUGACGAGAAUCUGUUGGACGGGAUCUUGAGGAUUAUAAUUGCGCUAAAGCUUCAGGCGAAUCCGGGAGCCGCCGGAGUUAACUAACGAAAGCUCGCUAGACAAUGUAGCGGCAGGAACAAUACGGCAAAUAAAUAGAGCCCUUCUAUGCAUACGAUAUACUCUAUAAAUAUACGUUACGUAAGUGCAUAUACAUAUAUAUAUAUAUAAAUAAAUAAAUAUAAAUAUAGGUAAUGCGAGAUAAAGACGGACAGCCAGCGCGUUCUGGCUGCGAUAUUGUUUGUACAUGGACGACAAGUGCGAAUUAGACGACAAGUUGUAAUACAACAAUUCAAUUAGGUGGCAUUCGUCGAUCUAGGCGCGAGUGUAACUACCGCCUUGUGUGCGUGUGAGUCCUGCGUGCGAAACACGAGAGUGCGUUUGUGCGUGCCAAUCGUUCCCCGCGCUCUUCCCUCAUUUAUUGUAUAUUACAUUAAAUAAUAAUAAUAUAAAUUGCGCUAUUACCACAGAUUAUAAAGCGAUUACAAACGCGCGAAUGCAGGCCGUGAAAACCAUUUCGUUCUUUCGCAUUCGGUUUUCACGGUAAUUACUCCGUGUUAUAAUUUAAUUCGCAUUAUUAUGUGUAUCGUAAUUUCAUUAUUCCCGAUCUCGUUGCACAGCAAAAAUUAUGAUCAAGCACAAUCAUUCCCUUAAAUAAAUUUUGCUUUAUUUUAACCUGUGCCUAGCCAUGUAUAUUCAUCUUGUUAACAAAUUUUUGCCAAUUUAAAGAUCUAACAAGUAAACAGAAGUGUGGUACAAGAAAAAAUAAGAAUUAAAUCAGAUUUAUGCGCCGUCUGGCGCAACGCUGACAAAUUUCUCUUCUCUUGGCGCGUUUAUUAAUUUUAAUUAAUAAGUUCUAUUUAAUAAAGUAGAAAAAAAAGUCUUAUUAAAUGAUGACAAUUUAGUUAAAUUAAAAUUAUUGAAUAACCUGAAGCGAGAAAAAGCGCGAGGCGGAUUGUGCGUGCGCGACGUGGAAAAGCAAUAAUGUAUAAAAUUUAUGAAUCGCGGACACGUCGUUGAAAGGGACGGAAGAUGUUAAUGUCACAUUAUACAUACGCGCACGUAGACAGGAUAUAAUAUAUGUUGAUUAGUUAGAAAGCGGCGAGAUUAAUCGUUUCAGUGGCGGCGAGAUCGGCUCUUCGGGGACGAUCGAUUGAAAAGCGAUGCAACUCUCUCGAUGAACUCGAUCGAUCUCGAAGACAUGGACCAAACGCGAAAAUCUCGCAAGAAGCGUGGAUCAAGGUUGAAGGGGUCUUCUUUCGGUUUAUGCGAAAAUGCGACGAGUUAUUCAUAUCGAACAAAUGCACGGGGUGUCUUGUACUUGGGCCAUUGAUUAUUACAUAUACAUUAUGGAUAUACCUAAUUAAGAUGCAUGCGCGAUUAUAAUGCACGCAUAAAGAAUUUAACGGGGGUACAAUUCAAUUAGUUUAAUAUGACAUUUGAUAGAAAUGCAAAUUGCAUAUUUUAUUGCUCUGAAUUAUGAUUUCGUUAAUUUAAUGCCCAUAUUAAUUCGUUGUAUUUUAAUUGUGUAUUUUCGCCAAUUAUAUUCUAUGGAAAUGUCGCGCGUGAAUUAAUUCCGCACAUUUAAUCGUGUCUAUAUUUUAAUUAAUAAUUAAUUAAAUCGUGCCUGCAAAAUCGCGCCGGCAUUUUCACCUGGACGCUUGCCGCUAGCCAUCCUUCGAGAACCCUACUAUUCAGCCUUGAUCGACCUCGGGGUAUCCCGAAAAUGGUGUAACUCGCGGACUCGGCGGAGUUUGCUCCAAGUUUGCGCUCGCUGCAUCAGAAUGUAAAUAACUGCGCGGAAAUAAUGCCCGUGGACGAUCCUAGAUCGUCAGUUAUAGACGCACGAAUCAGCCGAUAAGAACCAUUACGCUCAAUUACUACUCACUGGCAAGGUACUUUUGACGCACUGGUCGCUAAGAGGGCGAGUAGCUUUAAUACUGCUGCAUUCAACGGAUGCAACUUUCCUCCACGAAGCACGGGUAGUUGAGUGGAACGAUAUCGAUACCUCGGUCACAUAUUUGAAGACAAAUUCUAUUUUACUACGAGAUACUUUUCUAUACAAAAUUAGUAUUGCAUAUUUGAUUGUACCGUGUCCAAUCUCUUAUUGGCAAAUUUCCUUUUUUCAUAUUACGUACAAGAUGUACUUUCUCUCUGUCUAGUUAUCGAGUGCCUCUGCCUUUCUCUUUCUUUCUUUGCAAUUUUAAUUCCCUCUUCGUAUUCCACGGAUCAUGCUGUAUUUGCGAUCUUUUCCAGACGUCUUGCUACGAAUAAUAUCUUGCAGCUCCUUGUUUUACUCAACAAACAUUUGGAUUGUACGAAACAUACGCGCGUAAUCAUCAUUAAUGUACGCUAAGCGCUGCGCGUGUAUCUAUUCAUGACCAUCUCAUACGGUCCAGCUGAAUCAGAUAAUCAAAUAUCCGACGCCAAAGUCGGGACUGCACGCGGCCUAAUUACUCUCCGUAACGUAUUGCGCAUUAGAUACACGUGCACGUCGAGAAAUCGCGAUUUCGACGGUCAACGAUAAUGAGAUAGCGACCUUGCUGGAGAGCCAUUCCGCAGAUCUCACAAAUAUAGCAAAACGCAUCGGCUGUCCUGCUCUGUCGUGUUAUGAUUUCAUCCUGAAAUAACUUACAAUUAAUUUAAAAAAUGACGAGUGUAACAUCGAAGAUUUCAAUUGGCAUAAUUGCGGAGUGGACAUUUUUUUAUCGACAAGAUAAUUCUUCUCCGACUAAUUUCAAAUGACCCUCUAAUCUCUUACAUCGUAACACUUUACCACAUUAUUCUUACUAAUUUCCGUGCUUCGUGCGAACGUGAGAGUGACUGCUAAACUGUAAAAAAAAAAUAUGACGCGAGGGCAAUGCAAUAAUUACGCAUGCAUGCGAGAUCGCGCGCACGGUGUGUGUUUGCGAGUGUGCGAGAGUGUGUGUGUGUGUGCGUGAGAAUGUGUGUGCGUGAGUGUAUGCAACGGAUGUGUCGGAGAGUACGGCGUUACUGUAAAGAGCUUGCUUUGUGACUGCGAUGUUACUUUGUGGCGAUGUGACUGAUGCAACGAUCUCACUUGAGAGAGUUGGUAAACUUCCUCAUGUUCCUCAAACUUAGCCGCCUCUUGCUUCCGCAUAAAGUUUAUAUUGCAUUUUGCUUGAUUACUAAGCUCACAAGACGAUGUGACACGUUUAGUUUUACAAGCAUUAUGACCUGGUCGUUGUCUAUAAUUUCAUUUUGUUCAAUUUAAUAAAUUGAUUGAUAAACUCAUCGCUGACGGAAUAUAAGGAAGCAACGGUCAAAUAUAAAUGUCAAACUUCAAACUUAAAAUUUUUUUUUCAAAUUCAGAGGAGCCUUCGACUCUCUAAAAAUUAUGUUGCUAGUUAUGAAAUCGACGUUGUUCUGCACUACAUUGAAAAGUUUUAUUAUAAAUUGUUUCACAAGCAUUUCGAUUGUAUCCUGACUAAUCUCUAAUUUACGCCAGAGAGAACGAACGAUUAUUCUCUCAAGCGAACUCCUUAACAAAGUAAUAUCGUGAUUGUAAAGUAACUUCUGCUUACGGUAUUAAUUCUUCCAGACAAGCUGCGGACGUGGGUCUUCGUACGACUCGUAUGAAUUCUAACUUCCUCAUGUAUCACAUUGUACAUGGACUGUUGCGAACUGCACGAUUGCCGAGCACGAUUGUCGUGAGAAUUUGCAUUCCUUUGCAGGAUGCUCCGCAAUUUCUCGUCUGUCGUCAGUCUGAUGAAUUAUCUUCAAAAAUAUAUACAGAGAGAGUGAUUUCAACAAUCGAUUCGUGCGUAAAUACAGCCAAAAACGUUCGAAUCAUGCAAAUUGACUUCGAAAACAAAUACGAUCGUUUAUGAAACUGCAUUCGAGUGUAUCCGUAUUUCUUUAAGAGCACCGUGCAUUGGCCGCUAGAUCAAUAAGAUACGUCCUUAAUUAAACAAAACUCUCUCUUUAUUCACUUAAAGAAAGAGCAAAGCUGAGUUUGUGGAAAUUGUCAAAAUGCUACAAAGUGGUUUUAAAAGUUUACAAUUCCAGCCACGAGAUUUCCGGAACUCAAUGAUUAUAAUAAUUGAUGACUGGUUUGUUAAGAUAACUGAAGAAGCGUCAGUCACAUCUUAAUAAAUUGAGUUCUAUAAUAAAGAUAAAAGAGGAACGUUUGAAUAGUAAUUUUACAAAGGUAAUUCUUUUAAUAUCUAAAAAUACAAUGUUCACCAUUUAUUGUUGCAAUGCUCUAAAAAUGGCGUUGCCUAUUGAAGAUACUUUCAUAGAGUGACUUUGUUAUUCGAUGUAGCGCUAUCAAAGAAAUGUCGCGUUAAAACGGGAAAGAAGAAAAACUAUGACCGCAAUACGUAUCAAAUAAUUUACAAUAAGUAUUAUUACAUAUAUUAUAUUAUACUACAAAUAUUACUAAAUUACAGAAUUCUCACUGUGCGCGUCUUUAAGCCGUAUGCAUCGAUAUCAAUUACGAACUACACGUAUCAUUACGCAUUUAAGUAAUACAAAAAUAUUUAAUUGAAGUAUACAUAUAUAAUAUUAUCAAAUACAUAUCUCUCGUUCUUAAAAUCUGUAGUAAAUAAAACUGAAAAAUAAUGACAAGAAGUUAACUUCUUCGCAUAUUUUAAUAAAGUUUAAAGAAUCAUAUUACCACACUUCUUGGAAGACAUUUUAGUAUUAUAAAAAUCUUAAUAUUUACAACCGUGUAUUAGUAUUGCAAAAUGAAAAAAUGUUACUUAACUUUGUACAAUGAUCUUGUUUAUAUUGGAUGCAUAAAGGCUUAAAGUUCUGCAGCGUUACGAUGCAAACGAAUAGAACAAUCUGUAACCGUCAAUUACAAUGUCAUAUCCAACGAUCCGUCAUCCUCUUCCAGCCUCGUGCUUCGAGAUUCACGUCGCAAUAAUACAAUUAAUAUUAAUUAGAACCUUAUUAAGACGUUAAAAUGUAUUAGUUUAGUUAUUAAGCAAUUGCGAAGUACGAAGACCCGCGGAGUUGUUUAUGCCAGCCAUAGUUUCGAACAUUUUACCACAAGUGAAACAGGAAGACGAGUGAAUCGCCGAAAUUACAAUGGCUGCUUGUUUACUUAUUAGUUAUUGUAAUUGAUUCAUUCCUUGCGUCCUUUCUAAGUUACUUCAGAUUACACAGUAAAAUUUACUAGCAAAAUAAAUUGAAUUAUCAAACUUGAUUAAUUUAAACAUAUAAAAUAAAUGUAUAUUGCGUUUUUUUAUACACUUUAUACAAUAUUAAACGUCGGACAAGAUAAGAUUAGACAUAUCGACCAUACUGUAAUUCAGUAUUCAUAUGAUUCUUUAUUAUAAUUUAAUCUUUUGUCAUAAAAGAUGUUUAUAACAAUUAGAAGACGCAAGGAAUUAAAUGUUAAGUUUCACUGCUCGAAGCCGAGGAUAAAGAUGGUGGUUCCAAUUGAACAUAUCAAGGCCUCGUAGGAAAGGCCAGCCAAUAUCCGGAUUUCUACCCUGGUUUCGCGUAGGUUCAGUUUCUUUUUUACGCUUUUUCUCGCGACAGGAAAUAUACGAGAGCUCGCGAAGCGGGUCGAUCGCGCGGUGAUGCGCAGCUUCCAAGAAUUAUCUUGGGGAAAUCAUGUAUGAUCUGAUAUAAAUACGCAGGAAAAUCCUGUCCACUGAAA